AUCCGCCUGGAGCCGGGCCCAUGAGCGUGUCGCUGGUCGUGAUCCGCCUGGAGCUGGCCGGGGCCUCCCCGCUGCCCAAGGGCUUCGCCUACAGCGCGGCCGGUCCGGACAUGGCAGCGGAGAGCACCGGCGCGGCCCCCGCCGCCGUGCCCGCCUGCCUGCAGGGGAAGGGCCCCGGGGAGCGCGCGGCCAUCCUGCAUCAGCACCUGGGGCGGCGGGAGAUGACCGACGUGAUCAUCGAGACUAUCCGGCCCCGCGCAGAUGAAGCCAAAGCUGCCGUGGAAGGAAGGAAAUCCUCAGAGGCUGCGUCUGCUGAGGACAAAACCAAACAGGAGGAGCAGAGCAAGGAGCGUGAGGCUGCUCCAGACUCCCCCUCCAAGCAGCUCCCUGACCAGAUCUCCUUCUUCAGCGGGAACCCCUCGGUGGAAAUCGUCCAUGGAAUUAUGCACCUGUACAAAACAAACAAGAUGACCUCCCUGAAGGAGGAUGUGCAGCGCAGUGCCAUGCUCUGCAUCCUCACUGUCCCGGCCACCAUGACCAGCCACGACCUCAUGAAGUUUGUGGCCUCCUUCUACGAGGUGAUUGAGCACAUGAAAAUCAUCAGAGACUCCACCCCAAACCAGUACAUGGUGCUGAUCAAGUUCAGCUCACAGGCUGAUGCCGACAGCUUCUACAUGGCCUGCAACGGCCGCCAGUUCAACUCCAUCGAGGAGGAUGUUUGCCAGCUGGUGUACGUGGAAAGGGCUGAAGUCUUCAAAUCAGAAGAUGGGGCCAGCCUGCCCGUGAUGGACCUCACAGAGCUGCCCAAGUGCACCGUGUGCCUGGAGAGGAUGGACGAGUCGGUGAACGGGAUCCUGACCACGCUGUGCAACCACAGCUUCCACAGCCAGUGCCUGCAGCGCUGGGAGGACACCACGUGCCCUGUCUGCAGGUACUGCCAGACACCAGAGCCUGUGGAAGAGAACAAGUGCUUUGAGUGUGGAGUUCAAGAAAACCUGUGGAUCUGUCUGAUCUGCGGGCACAUCGGCUGCGGGCGCUACGUCAGCCGCCACGCCUACAAGCACUUCGAGGAGACCCAGCACACCUACGCCAUGCAGCUCACCAACCACAGGGUCUGGGACUACGCUGGAGACAACUACGUCCAUCGGCUGGUGGCCAGUAAAACUGAUGGGAAGAUCGUUCAGUACGAGUGUGAGGGGGACAUGUGCCAGGAGGAGAAAAUUGAUGCCUUACAAUUAGAGUAUUCCUAUUUGCUGACGAGCCAGCUGGAAUCCCAGCGGAUCUAUUGGGAAAACAAGAUUGUCCGGAUAGAGAAGGACACAGCUGAAGAGAUUAACAACAUGAAGACCAAAUUUAAAGAGACCAUUGAGAAGUGUGACAGUCUGGAACAGCGGCUCAAUGACUUGCUCAAAGAAAAGCAGUCUGUGGAGAGGAAGUGUUCCCAGCUGAACAACAAGGUGGCAAAACUCUCCAAUGAGCUGAAGGAGGAGCAGGAGCUGAACAAGUGUUUGAGAGCAAACCAGGCCUUGCUGCAGAACAAACUGAAGGAGGAGGAGAGGGUGUUAAAGGAGACCUGUGAGCAGAAGGACCUGCAGAUCUCCGAGAUCCAGGAGCAGCUGCGGGAUGUCAUGUUUUACCUGGAGACACAGCAGAAGAUCAACCACCUCCCGGCCGAGACCCGGCAGGAGAUCCAGGAGGGACAGAUCAACAUCGCGGUGGCGUCUUCUGCCAGCUCCUCCACGGCAGGCACAGGCAAACCUUCCUCCAGGAGAGGCCGUGGCAAGAGGGGCAAAUGAGCCUGGGAACGCUCCGCUCCCACCCUGGAACUGGCCGUGCCGGCGUGGGCCCGGCUCACCUCGGGACUCCGGCUGGGAACGCCCAGCCCACUAAAGCUCAGCUAGAAAUUGUCUCCAGAGCUGCUCAUAAAACUGGCUGCCAGUCAGUGGAGGUGUCUGUGGUAUUUAAAAGCAUUUCACUGCACUAUUUAGCUGUUUUUUAGGCAGAUCUUGAUGACCGUUUUGCCUUCCCACCUUUCCAGAGCCCCUCCUGUCAUGCAUUUGACUUCCUCGGAGAGGGUUUUGGCGUGGGGAGGGUGUGUCCAUGUCAAACAUCCCAUUCCCUGCAGGGAUGCUGUAGAGUAGGCUCAGCCCAGUGUGUAAGGCUUCUCCAGUUCUUCUCCUGGAUUAAAAGUAUUCUCAAUUAAGAAAUUAUUUAAUAAACAGUGUAAAUUAGACUAUAUACAUCUCCUUUUUGUAUGGGCAGUCCUGGCACUGCAGAACUGCCAGUGCAGGAGUAGAACUGUAGUUUGGAAAUAAAAAGGAGUGAGGUGUGGAAAAUAAACCAUCUUAGUGGUGUAAGAAACCAGGUGAGUCCUAAAGGCUCGUGAUCUGGGAAAUUAAAUGCUUUAAGGGACUUUGCUAUGAUCUCUUUCUUCGUUUUACAGGUGGCCUUUGAGAGGCCAGUGCUUGCUGUGCUACCUUUGGGGCAGAAAGGGUGGAAGUUUUGUGUUCUGGAUGCUGUUUAAUAUUAUUUUAUAGGUAUUUCUACAAAUUAAAUCGAGACCUGUGAAGAUGGGAACGUGCUCCCAGCAUUCCAGUCCUCACUGGGCUGUACUGGGAAUGU
This is a messenger RNA of Empidonax traillii (willow flycatcher), 2622 nucleotides long. It is a transcript of the gene BRAP, whose product is annotated as BRCA1 associated protein. The transcript has 12 exons. Gene Ontology annotation, cellular component: cytoplasm. Gene Ontology annotation, molecular function: ubiquitin protein ligase activity; zinc ion binding; nucleic acid binding. NCBI's taxonomy places the organism in Eukaryota, Metazoa, Chordata, Aves, Passeriformes, Tyrannidae. The coding region runs from base 21 to 1796 and encodes 591 amino acids. Gene Ontology annotation, biological process: protein ubiquitination; Ras protein signal transduction. The record is from RefSeq and is a predicted model, not a curated record.